This is a messenger RNA of Desarmillaria tabescens, 603 nucleotides long. RefSeq lists its product as uncharacterized. The coding region runs from base 1 to 603 and encodes 200 amino acids. Gene Ontology annotation, molecular function: SUMO-ubiquitin ligase activity. The record is from RefSeq and is a predicted model, not a curated record. The transcript has 4 exons. Lineage: Eukaryota; Fungi; Basidiomycota; Agaricomycetes; Agaricales; Physalacriaceae.
AUGUCCACCUCCUGUGUAUGCAGCAUCUGCCUCUCCGACUUUGUUGACCCCGUUUGCACACCCUGUGGACAUGUCUAUUGCUUGAAGUGCAUCGCACAAGCCACCAGCAUUCAGCGCAAUGAAGGGUCAACGUCAACCAUAGCCCCAUGUCCUACCUGUCGCAAGUUGUUUUCUGUCGGUGACGACCCCCUCCCGCGCGAUUUCAACGACUACUCUGGCUACCCCCUCCGGAGGCUCUACGUGAAUGGAUUGCGGGUUAAUUUUGAGGAAAAGGUGAAGAGACUGGAGGAGCGCAUCACUAGUUUGGAAUGGGAGAAUCAUCGGCUGCGAAUGAAACACUUGUUGCUGCCACCUCGAUAUAUGCACCAGCAAAGUGAGAGGAACAGCCGGUCUGUGCCGUGGCUUGCACGUACACCUCGUACGGGUUCAGGGUCCCUGUCGUGGGUACCUCGAGAGGAGCGUAAUGCGUCGCGCAUGAGGUGGUUGGCGAACACAUUUAUAUUUGGAUUGAUGAUAUUGGCAGGGUCUAUUGCGGGUCUCGCCCUGUACGAUGCCUUCGGCAGAUACACUCGUUCCGUAUUGGAUUCUUUGAUAUCGGUCUAG